GUGGGACAGUCAACUCAUUUGCUCUGACAGUUUUUCUAUGAAGCAGUGCAGUGACAGCUGAAGUUGCUUUCAAGAAGUCAUCUCAAAACUGGUCUGACGGCAUCCAAUAGCUUAACUUUUCUUAGCACAGGAGACAAAUCACCUUGAAUUUCUUAAUUUUUCAAGUUGGUGACAAUGGCAACUAAUUUUGGAGUUACCUCAGCAGUGUUUUUCAUCUGGGUUAUGACAUUCAUGGGUCAAAAUUACUUUAUAACAGGUUCUGUUCUUUCAACUUGCAGGAUCACAGGUGUAGGAAUUUAUGUUGAGGAGAAAGUGAAUUUCUCAGAAGCAAGUAAGGCAUGUAAUCAACUGGAUCUACAAUUGGCAAGUAAAGACCAAGUUGAAAGGGCUUUGAAACAUGGCUUUGAAACGUGCAGCUAUGGAUGGGUGAAAGAUGGAUUGGUUGUCAUUCCUCGGAUAACAUCCAACAAGAAGUGUGGUAAGGGCAAUGUUGGACUAGUGCUAUGGUAUGCUGAACAGUUCAAAACAUUUAAGGUUUACUGCUUCAAUUCCUCAGAUGUUCAGAUUAAUUCAUGUAAACCAGAUCCAGCUACAACCAUACUACCUUCAUCAAGUGCACCAACGGACUUAACUGCGUAUUCAGGCUCUGACUUGACUGAGAUCAUCACCUCAGCCCCCAGUGUGACUGAGUCAGAACAAUCCCUGAAAAAUAAAAAGUUUCGUGUAAUAUGUAUAACUGAAACUAUACUACCAACAGAGGGGACUACUACAAAAAUGCCAGAGGAAUACUCACCAAUUUACUCUCCUAACUACACUUCCCAUGAUGCCAUUGUCUUUGGAGGUAUCCCCACUGCACUUCUUGUACUGGCAGUUAUCUUCUUUAUUAUUUCAGUUGUUCUAGCAGUCUGCUAUAUCAAAAAGUACAAGAAAACCUUCCCAUUUUCAAACAAGAAUCAGCAAAAAGAAAUGGUUGAAACUACUGCUCUCAAAGAGGCCAAGUCAAAUGACAAAACACCUGAGAAGGAAACAAAGAAUAACGGAAAAAACUUAGAAGAGUCUAAAACCAAGCCUGAGGCCACAGUAAAAUGUCUAGAAGCAGAAGUUUGAGGGGAAGAACGUAUGCUUCUUGAUAGAAAUACAAAACGAAGCACACAGAACUUAGCAAUGCUUUUACA
This is a messenger RNA of Egretta garzetta (little egret), 1175 nucleotides long. RefSeq names its product lymphatic vessel endothelial hyaluronan receptor 1 (gene LYVE1). NCBI's taxonomy places the organism in Eukaryota, Metazoa, Chordata, Aves, Pelecaniformes, Ardeidae. Gene Ontology annotation, cellular component: plasma membrane. The transcript is spliced from 6 exons. Gene Ontology annotation, molecular function: transmembrane signaling receptor activity; hyaluronic acid binding. Gene Ontology annotation, biological process: cell adhesion. The coding region runs from base 175 to 1107 and encodes 310 amino acids. The record is from RefSeq and is a predicted model, not a curated record.